AUGCAGGUGAGGGGCUUAUAGCCCUCCGAGUGGGAUAUAGUGUGUGGGGCGGGGGGCUCCUACCUGUGCACGACCAGUGCGGAAUUGGCCUCAAGCUCAGGGGACCUUCUUGGGGAGGUGGGGAAGGGGAGCCAGGACGUCCUCUCUGGAGCAGGUGAGUAGAAGUGUGCAGCCCAGCGGAUCCCCCACCGCCAGAAAUCCCCCAGCAUAGAUCUUCUGGAAGCACGGCCUGGGGUAGGAUGGGCAAACAAUGGGAUUUAGGCACAGGAGGUCUGAGGCCCCAACCCGGUGGCGGUUGGGCACCCUUGUGGAUUUAGGAAGGAAGCUGUGGUCCUUAUCUAGGGUGACUACGAAACUCAGGCCAGUGGGGAACCAAGCAUGCAAGAGCCACAUUGCUGUGAGGCUGUGAGCCAGGCCCCUUGCCAGUGCUGUUGGGGCCCCAUCUGAAGGGACAUUUGGGUCUGUGCCCAAGCAAAGUGUCCUGAGCGUUGGGGAGGGGGCCAUGGGCUCUGUGCUGCAGGCAGGGAAGGGAAAUCCCAUCCUAAAUGGGUGGGUGAGUGGUACCCCAGGAUUGGUCAGGUGGCAGGCAUGGCCCAAGCGGCCAAAAAGGCUGGGACCAAGAAUGUAGGGAAAAGGAAGGAACAGGGGAGCUCCUGGGGGCAGCUGUGUUUCCUCCAAAGGGAAUCUUGAGUGGGUUUAAGUAAGGGAUCAUGGUGUCUAGUUUGCAUGUCCUGUCUGAUGGCCAGCCAGCCAUGAUGGUAAGGCUAAAUCCACCAUCCUGGGGAGAACAAAGUUGUAGCCACAGCAGGCUGGGGCCAGGACUCUUGGGUUCUGCCCCAGCCUUUAGGCUUCAGCCUCCCUCCAAUGUGGAGCAGGACACGAUGGACCUAUUUCUGUUGCCUGAAAUGCUGUCCACCUGAGUCAGGUAUAAGGGAUGGUCUCCAGGUCACCUGUGCCAUCAGGUGAGUAUGGGGACAAGGUGUAGUUUACCAGUUCCGGGACACGUGGCCCACCUAGCACUCUGUCAGCCCCUCCCUGCCCCAACCCUGUCCUCCCUCUUGGUACAGCCUAGCAUGGCUGUUGUCCAUCGGAGGAGCACCCUUGUGGUCUGAGGAGAUACCACUGUCUGGAGACUGUGCUCUUAAUCCCUAACCUGCCACUGAGCCACCUGCAACCCAGUAGGAGACGACCUUGGCUCCCAGCCUGACUCAGCUGAGCCUAGAUCCUACAUCCAGAGUUGACCCUGAGAUCCAACCUGGCCACGCUGACCCUGGAUCCUGCACACCAGCCAGAGCUGACCCUGAGCCCCAGGCUAGCUGAGCUGACCCCGGGUUCUGCAUGCCAUCCAGAGAUGACUCUCAGUCCUGGCUCCACUGAGCUGACCCUGGAUCCCGCACACCAGCCAGAGGACACCCCAGCCCCCAACCUGGCUGAACUGACCCUGGAGCCUGUGCACUGCCGACCUGAGCUCCUGGAUGCCUGUGCCGACCUCAUCAAUGAGCAGUGGCCCCGAAGCCGUGCCUCCCGCCUGCACUCCUUGGGCCAGUCCUCAGAUGCCUUCCCCCUCUGCCUGAUGCUGCUGAGCCCCCGCCCCACACCCGAGGUAGACCCCAUCGUAGUAGGUCAUGCCCGCUUGUCACGGGUGCUAGACCGGCCCCAGAGCCUCCUGGUGGAGACAGUGGUGGUGGCCCGGGCUCUGAGGGGCCGCGGCUUUGGCCGCCGUCUGAUGGAGGGCCUGGAGGCUUUUGCUCAGGCCCGGGGCUUCCGCCGGCUACACCUCACCACCCAUGACCAGCUGCAGUUCUAUGCCCACCUGGGCUACCAGCUGGGUGAGCCUGUGCAGGGCCUGGUCUUCACCAGCCAACAGCUGCCUGCCACCCUGCUCAGGGUCUUCCCCAGAGCCCCCUCUCCCCGGCCACCCUGCAAGGCUCCUAGUCUAACUGUCCAAACUGCCUCAAGAGCCCCCAAGGGGCCAUCAUUGCCACCACCCCCUCCCCUGCCUGAGCCCUUGACCACCUCACCCCCACCUCCUGCAGGCCCCCCUCCACAAAGCCUGCUGGAGACGCAGUACCAAGACCUGAGAGGAUGCCCCAUAUUCUGGAUGGAAAAGGACAUCUGAGGGCUACCCAGGGCAAGGCACUGUCCUUCAGGGUCGAUGGACUGCUUGGGACAGUACCAGCCUCAGCCCAGCCCAUUGGCCAUACCUCCAGUCCCUAGAGCCUGGGGGCAGCUUUAGCUUGGCCAUGUUUCCUGAGUACCAGUGGGGCUGGGAGACUGCUCCAUAGCUGUGGCUCAGAGCUGUCAGUGUGGCUGAAUAAAGGCUUCUGUUGGGUGUG
Messenger RNA from Leptonychotes weddellii (Weddell seal), 2336 nucleotides. Lineage: Eukaryota; Metazoa; Chordata; Mammalia; Carnivora; Phocidae. The record is from RefSeq and is a predicted model, not a curated record.